Cynocephalus volans (Philippine flying lemur) is the source of this 732-nucleotide messenger RNA. It is a transcript of the gene IL5, whose product is annotated as interleukin 5. The record is from RefSeq and is a predicted model, not a curated record. The transcript has 5 exons. Bases 3 to 437 code for a protein of 144 amino acids. NCBI's taxonomy places the organism in Eukaryota, Metazoa, Chordata, Mammalia, Dermoptera, Cynocephalidae. Gene Ontology annotation, molecular function: growth factor activity; interleukin-5 receptor binding. Gene Ontology annotation, biological process: immune response. Gene Ontology annotation, cellular component: extracellular region.
AGAUGGCGGCGCGCGCGCAGCACCAGCUUCCGGGUGCCGUGCCCGCGGCAGGUUUGGAGCCUGGUGCUCUUGUUCGGAGUCGCAGACUUCCAGCUCCCUGUUGGGGCCGGGCGGCACCGAGGAACGAUGACUUGGUUUCCAGUGAUCACAUGACGUGUGAUUACGCCAUCGCAAUGACCCUGAGGAUUCCUGUUCCUGUACAUAAAAAUCACCAACUAUGCACUGAAGAAAUCUUUCAGGGAAUAGACACACUGAAGAAUCAAACUGUACAAAGGGAUACUGUGGAAAAGCUAUUCCAGAACUUGUCUUUAAUAAAAAAAUACAUUGACCUCCAAAAAAAAAAGUGUGGAGAAGAAAGACGGAGAGUAAAGCAAUUCCUAGACUACCUGCAAGAGUUUCUUGGUAUAAUAAACACCGAGUGGACAAUGGAGAAUUGAGACUAAACUAGUUUAUUGUAGCCAAAGAUUUUUGAAGAAGGACAAGGACAUUUUAUUGCAACGAAAAUGAGGGCCAACAAAGGGUGGAGCCUUAAUUUUCAGUGUAAUUAAACUUCAAAGGCAAAGUAAAUAUUAAAGCAUACUGCUACUUUACCACCUCACACAAGCAGAAAGAAUAGAGUAUUUGAGAUAUGUUUCAGAUAUUAGAAUCACUGAAGUAUUUUCCUCCAGUUUGCUCUUGGCAAAAUAGAUAUAUACUUUUAUCUUAUUUAACUUAACAUUCUGUAAAAUGGCU